This is a messenger RNA of Podarcis lilfordi (Lilford's wall lizard), 837 nucleotides long. NCBI's taxonomy places the organism in Eukaryota, Metazoa, Chordata, Lepidosauria, Squamata, Lacertidae. The record is from the annotation of a GenBank genome assembly.
AUGGCUGCAACUAAGUCAUCUCGUGCUAAUAACACUGUCGCCUCUGGUUCUUCUAGUCAUUCACAAGAUAAGCAUUCCAGAGUCCAGCUCCCGGAAUCGGGCACAUCAUCUGUGGCAGAGGAGGAGCAGUUGGAGGAGGAGCCCUGUGUGGCGACAGGGGAUAAGCCUUCCGGCAAAAGGCGUGAAAAGAAGCACAUCUGUAGGAAGAGCAAGUCGAGGACCGAUGAUUCUGACUAUGAUACAGGUAGCUCUUCUGAAUAUAAUAGUGAUGCUUCCCUGGGUUCCUACUGGGGUAGAGGAGAAGAGAUCUCUGGUCUCCCUGACUGGGCUCUCUCCAGAAGGGCCAAUUCCCAUCGUAAGAAGUUUGGGGGAACCCAGGAGUGGAAGGAUGGGGCUCUAGUCAAGGAUUCAACUACCUCAACUUAUUCAGAUGUCAUCCCGGGGGAUCAUCUCUCCCCUAAAUUGCGGGCAAAAAUCUUAAAUGGGGAGUUUGUAGACAUGUUUAAGUUGGUUCCUCCCGCAGAGGAGUUGGGGAGGGGUGAAAAGAGGCCUUCUUAUGGGAAGCGGAAAUGCAAGCACCCCUCAGUCCCUAGGACUUUUGACAACUGGCUGGAUGGUUUUCAGGCCUAUAUGGGGACAAUUGUGGCUGCCUAUCCUAAACAAGCGGUCCACUUGGUGGCUUACCUGUCGCACAUGCGUAUGGCAUACGUCCUUUCCAGGGAGGCCACCGCCAUUAGCUAUGAUAAGAAGUUCCGCAGGAAGGCCUCUAGGAUUGUUAGCGCGCUGGGACCAAAUAGAAAACGGCAUAUAGUCGGUAGCUGUGGGCCCGUAUGUUGA